This is a messenger RNA of Caenorhabditis briggsae, 1782 nucleotides long. RefSeq names its product Protein CBR-DPY-31 (gene Cbr-dpy-31). Lineage: Eukaryota; Metazoa; Nematoda; Chromadorea; Rhabditida; Rhabditidae. Gene Ontology annotation, molecular function: metalloendopeptidase activity; zinc ion binding. The transcript has 8 exons. Gene Ontology annotation, biological process: molting cycle, collagen and cuticulin-based cuticle; proteolysis. The record is from RefSeq and is a predicted model, not a curated record. Bases 1 to 1782 code for a protein of 593 amino acids.
AUGCGCACACCAAUUAUAUUAUUCGGGUUACUGUCAUUAUGCAUUGCAAAUUCGCUUCGAAACCUUUCAUAUCAGGACGAAGAAGGACCGCCAUCCACAGCACCAGGAGUAAGAAAACGACGGAUGAUGUCUGAGGAAGAUCAAAAAGUCGUCGAUUAUUACAUGGAUAAACUGAAUAAACUGGCAGACGAGAAGCAUCCCGAGGAACUUCAACAAAGAAUCGAAUCUCCAGAACUGAAAUCAUGGAAUCGUAUGCGUGACAGCGUUUUCAAUCCAGAAGAACAAGGGAAAUUCUUCCAGGGAGACAUCGUUCUGUUUCCAGAACAAGCAAAAUCUUUGUAUGAGCAAGCACUCGUAGAAGGAAAAUCUAGAGUCAAAAGAAAGUUUAUUGGAUCAAAUCUGAGACGUUGGGAUGCAAGUCGUCCAAUUGUUUACGCGUUUGAUGGAAGUCACACCCAACGUGAGCAAAGAAUUAUUGAGCUAGCACUGGAACACUGGCACAACAUCACCUGCUUGAACUUUGAGAGAAACGAUCAAGCGAAUUCUGGAAAUCGAAUCGUUUUCACUGACGUUGAUGGGUGCGCUUCUAACGUUGGAAGACAUCCACUCGGAGAGGAACAGCUUGUUUCAUUGGCACCAGAAUGUAUCCGUUUGGGAGUUAUUGCUCAUGAAGUGGCACAUGCUCUUGGAUUCUGGCAUGAGCAAUCAAGACCGGAUAGAGAUCAAUAUGUGACUGUUCGAUGGGAAAACAUUGACAAAGAUUCAAAGGGACAGUUCUUGAAAGAGGAUCCAGAUGAUGUUGAUAACGCUGGAGUUCCAUAUGAUUAUGGAAGUAUCAUGCAUUAUCGUUCAAAGGCAUUCUCAAAAUUUGAUGAUUUGUACACUAUCAGCACUUUUGUAACGGACUAUCAAAAAACAAUUGGUCAACGUGACCAACUCUCCUUCAACGACAUCCGACUGAUGAACAAGAUCUAUUGCUCGGCAGUUUGUCCAACAAAACUUCCAUGCCAGCGGGGUGGAUACACUGAUCCACGACGUUGUGAUCGUUGCAGAUGUCCUGACGGAUUCACUGGACAGUAUUGUGAACAAGUCAUGCCUGGAUACGGAGCCACUUGUGGUGGAAGAGUCAGUUUGACAAGGGCAACCACCAAAAUCUCGUCUCCCGGAUAUCCAAGAGAAUUCAAAGAAGGACAAGAGUGCUCUUGGCUUCUUGUUGCUCCACCAGGUCAUAUUGUGGAGUUCCAAUUUAUUGGAGAAUUUGAAAUGUAUUGCAAAGUUAGACAUUCUUUGUGUAUGGAUUAUGUUGAAGUUAGAAACACUACGGAUUUCGCAAAUACUGGAAUGAGAUAUUGUUGUUAUGGAACUCCACCAACGAGAAUUCGAUCUGCAACUACUGAUAUGGUGGUUUUGUUCCGAAGCUUCUACAGAGGUGGCAAAGGAUUCGAAGCAAGAGCAAGAGCAGUUCCAGAGGCGGGUAGCUGGAAUGCCUGGAGCCCAUGGACAGCUUGCUCAGCAUCAUGUGGAGCCUGUGGAAGCCGCAUGAGAACCCGAACUUGUCCCCCUGGAAAUGCAUGCUCUGGGGAACCAGUGGAAACUCAAGUGUGCAACACUCAAGCUUGUACGGGUAUGUGCCAACAGAAGCGAGAGGAAGAGGGACAAUGUGGAGGUUUCCUUUCUUUGCUACGAGGCGUCCGUUGUAGACAAGAGAAAACUGUGAUGGCUCCUUGCGAAAAUGCAUGUUGCCCGGGGUUUACACUUCAACGCGGAAGAUGUGUCCGGUGA